AUGCCAUUAGACUGUGGUAUAUGGUGUCUGCUAUCAGAGCGAAGACGACACGUUGAACGUUUGUGGAGAUUACAAACAAUUCAGUCAUUGGACGAGAAGCGUGCACGACGGCGUUUUAAUCGCCUUAUGCGCGCAUUUGAUACUGAAGAUUUGGCUGCAAUUCUUAAAAUUGUCGUCCCAGGUCGUGAUUCGCUCUCUGCCAUUGUCAGGAGUAUUAAAGAAUCCAGCGGUGGACGAGAUAUUAAACAGUGUGCACCUGGGCCGCCAAUGGAUAUUGUGGAAGAUUUGCCUGGAUGUUCUAAAGAUAAUGAAAUGGAAGUAGAUGAUGAUGAAGGUCUUCCUGAACAAAAAUAUGAGGAUACUGGCCUUAUUCCACAGAUUGACAAGCCUAUGUCAAUGCCUUAUUUAUGCUGCAAAUUAUGGAGAUGGAAGGAGCUUCAGGUUGAUGCCGCUCUACAUAGGCUUAAUCCUCUUCCUUGGUGCAGGUUCGGCCGUGUAACUAUGAAUAAUGCUACUGUUUCUUGUUGUAAUCCAUAUCACUAUGCAUUGUGGAUUGUUGCAGAUCCCGUCAUGAACUCUGAGGAGCAGAGUUUGUCUGGUAUCAAUGGAUUAUUUCCACUUGCUGAACAUUCCUUAGUUAUUACAAACGAUACGGGAUUUGGUGAUGAAUUAACGGCUACAAGUUUUGCCAAUAACGUACUGCCACCACACGCUCCUCCGCCUAUACCGGAUUCACCUACAGUGCCAGCUGUAUCUCCUUCAUCACAUAUCUCUCCUGCUUUCAAUCCACGCGGCUCAGUUUGGGCUCAUAUGUAUCGAUGGCAAAAAAAGGAACGCAUGGAUAAUCAUGGUGUAAGCCUUCGAGGACAAUUUAUCGCCGUCGGUUUGCUGGCCAAUUCUGUUCAUGAUGGCCAGAAUGAUUGUACUGAAUGGGAUGUUGCAAAUGAAGCGUCUUUCGCACUUAUACGACAAGUUGAUGCACAGCAAACUUUCGAUGAAGUUUGGCUGUAUAAUAGUGGAAAUAAACCGCUUUUCUUCUCAGUAUCGUCUUCGUCAACUUCACAAAAAUCUGGAACCAUUCGAAGGCUCAGUCCCGGUUAUUGUUAUAGGGUGCACAAAUUUGUUCUUCCAAUAAGUUCAAACCAAAAUGCAAUACGAUCACACAAAGAUCCUGCAAAUACAGCAUGUUUUCUUAAUAUCAGUGUUGGGAAAGGAUGGGGCUCCAAUUACCAUAGGAUAAAUCAUACAGAUACACCUUGUCGAUAUGAAAUUAUAUUCGUUCCCGAUCUAUUAUAA
Molecule: messenger RNA, 1296 nt
Organism: Dracunculus medinensis (Guinea worm)
Lineage: Eukaryota; Metazoa; Nematoda; Chromadorea; Rhabditida; Dracunculidae
Source: the annotation of a GenBank genome assembly